Molecule: messenger RNA, 691 nt
Organism: Radiomyces spectabilis
Lineage: Eukaryota; Fungi; Mucoromycota; Mucoromycetes; Mucorales; Radiomycetaceae
Product: temperature dependent protein affecting M2 dsRNA replication
Exons: 3
Coding region: 117-464 (115 amino acids)
Source: RefSeq, a predicted model, not a curated record
GUUACCCAUGCAUCUCAAGGUAAAGCACAUCCUGGUCUGGACCUUUGAAUCGUGAUCUAUUGGUAUUCAAUAGCUUUGUCAAAGCAUUGAGCCGUAGCUACCGAAACCUUUGCGAGAUGCUGACCUUGUCCUUCUUCCUCAAUGGCUUGGUGAAAAAGGAACGUAACGAUUAUUUCGAGAUUGCAGACAAUCUUCCUUUCAUGACGGAUAUCAAUGUUGCUCUGGGUCUUGUGGUGAAGCAUUAUCUUGAGCAGACAUUGGACAAUGGAGUGGAUGCCAUGGAUUCGACUGAGAAAACGUUCCCUUCAUGCACCGAAAUCAAAGCUGAUAUGCAAAAGGGAUUCCAGUUUUGGGACAGUGUCAUGGCAGGAGUGAAGACGCUGAAGGAGGCAAAGAGCAUAUCUGAAGUAACUUACACUAUGUUUGUCGAAGCAGACAAUUGGUUGCAGCCUAAGAAACCUUGAAUUGCAAUAAAAACAGUGUGAGUGGGGCAGAUUACCUAGCUGUUUUCUCUCCCCCUCCCCUUUUGAAGAUGAAAAAACAUGCUUUACAGGGUGUGCAGUAAAAAAAAUAAAUGGGGAGACGAGAAGCAUAAAUGGCUGGAUAAAGAAUGAUCGGCUUUGCUUGCCAGGCGGAACUUCAAUCUUCCAUGGCCCACAAUUACGGAUUGCAUUCAACAUCUACAGCAGAG